AGUGGACCAAUUCAGUUUGUCUGUGAUGUGUAUGCCGAGGAACUUAAAACUUGCUACCCUCUCCACUACUGUUCCAUCGAUGUGGAUAGGGGGGUGUUCCCUCUGCUGUUUCCUGAAGUCCACAAUCAUCUCCUUAGUUUUGUUGACGUUGAGUGUGAGGUUAUUUUCCUGACACCACACUCCGAGGGCCCUCACCUCCUCCCUGUAGGUCGUCUCGUCGUUGUUGGUAAUCAAGCCUACCACUGUUGUGUCGUCCGCAAACUUGAUGAUUGAGUUGGAGGCGUGCGUGGCCACGCAGUCGUGGGUGAACAGGGAGUACAGGAGAGGGCUCAGAACGGAUUUGAUUGGCGAUAUACCACACCCCCUCGAGCCUUAUUGCUUAAAUAAAUCAUUGCACCUACAGCCUUUACAGUAAAGUGUUACCCAAUUGAUUUCUACACAUUUUAAGGGAUAUUCCAAUUUAGUUUUACAUCAAAUCCAUUCACACAGAGUAAAUCGUUGCCCCCCCUUUACCUCCAGAACAGCCUGAAUUCUUCAGGGCAUAGAUUCUCCAAGGUGUGGCGUUCAAACGUUGCUCUAUUGGUAUCAAGGGACUUAAAUGUUUGCCAGGAAAACAUUCCCCACACCAUUACACCACCGCCACCAGCAUGUAUCGUUGACACCAGGCAGGAUGGAGCCAUGGACUCAUGCUGCUUACGCCAAAUCCUGACUCGUUGGACCAGACAAUGUUUUUCCACUCCUCAGUUGUCCAGUGUUGGUGAUCGCGUGCCCACUGGAGCCGCUUCUUCUUGUUUUUAGCUGAUCGGAGUGGAACCUGGUGUGGUCAUCUGCUGCACUAGCCAAUCCGUGACGAGGACCGACGAGUUGUGCGUUUCGAGAUGCCGCCUGUUAGCUUGCAAGAGUUUUGUUUGUCUCACCAUUCUCGGUAAACCCUAGACAAGCCCAGGAGACCGUCUGUUUCUGAGAUCCUGGAACCGGCACACCUGGCAUCGACGUUCAUACCAUGUUCAAAGUCACUUGGGUGACUCGUUUUGCCCAUUCUAACAUUCAAUCAACAAUAACUGAAUGCCUAUCUGCAUGCUUUAUAGAGCAAGCCAUUGACAGGUGACUCACUGUCUGUAGGAGCGACCCAUUUUCGUGAACGGGGUGGUUUACCUAAUAAUCUGGCCACUAAGUGUAUAUUUCAAGCUAAAUUGACUGUAAAUACAUUCCUUUCAAUAAAGCAUAUCUUUUGGAUAUGAAGAAUUGUGGGUGUCCAUACAGACCAAUAAUGUAAUUGUAGUUUAUUACUCACUGAGCUACUAGGGGAUUUCCCCAUUUGAAAGCGCAACAGAAAGGCCUGAUUUUAUAAUAAACAGUCUUAUUUUCCGUAACGCCUUUUACACAAGCACUGGUGUUUAGAUUGGCAAGCGCUGCAACGCUGGAGUUUACACUAAUGCUGUGACUCCAUAACAUAACCAUGUUGGGCCGUCAGCUAGACCUGUUGGCAUUUCCCCUCACAGGGGUUGUGUUCAUUAGAGCACGCGACGGAAAAUGAAAUUGAGCGCUUCUUAUGGGACAAGUCCUGUUUUAGUCCGUUUUGUUCCUAAUGAACAUGACCCAGUUUGGUCCACUGGGAAUAGCAGUUUUUUCUCUCAAAAUGUGGGUCAACAUUCUGUUACUGGUCAAGACUACUGAUUAGCUCUGUAUUUAAACGGUACAGGUGGGUGUGGAAUUCAUUCUAGUAACUGACCCAUGUAAAAUCCUAAGAAUGAACAUUAAAAAAAACUUUUACAUGUCAAAAUUAGUUCCACAAUUCCCCUUAGGUACAGAGAGUAUUUACUUUGACUCUACGUGGUAAAAUGGUAAUUACUCUCUUAUGUAAAGACAAUAUCUUGUGAAUUCUUUAUUUGUUUCUUUGGGAAUCAUCACAGCAAGCACUCCAAUCCAUGUAUCAACUAGUUGGUUACCAAUUGUGUUGAAUUCAUGUAAUUAGUGCCAGAAACUACCCAAUGACACCAUUUCUAAUUGUCCUAAUAAACGCCAGGUAAAUACCAGUGGAAACGGUGGUCUAAAAUGAAGUGUUACUGUAUAUUUAAGAGUCUCAUGACAUUCUUUCCCUGUAUUGUACUCCCAGAUGGCUUGUUGUGACCUGUCAGUGGGUGGGCGAUGAGGACAUAGGGGUUGAGGUAGCGUGAGAGAAAAUGACACAUGGAUAUAGGCAUAAAUGGCUACUGACCUCCAACCUCUCCAAAUGUGUCUAUAAGCUCCAGUAGGACCACUGUGACAACAGGUUACACAACUCUAUGUUCUAUUACUGCAGUAGUAUCAUGUGAAAGCAUGUCUGUGUACGCUAUCCACAAAGACUACAUGUGUGUUCUAUAGUCAAUCAGUUUAACAAAUGUAUUUAGUUUUGUCUAAUCUGCAGUUUCACAGAUUGUACCGGCCAGUGUUGCAAUACUUAACACAAGUGUAGUAUGGUCUUGCUACUGCCCACAAUACAACAUGUUGAAAUAGAAAUGCAGGGGAAAUUAUAAGUGAGUUUGAGUGUAUUUUUAUUUUAAAAUGUUCCAUGAUUUGGUUGUAAACACUGAAGUUCAUUCCAGGCUAGUUGGGGCUGAAAGUCUAAUAUAGCUGUGAACAGUCAGACGUCAAACAUUAAAAUGGUUCCUCUCCACCCCGUUUGGCAAAUGAAAACCUGAGCUUAGAUGCAUUCCUGGCCUGAAAUCUGAUGUGCCUGGGCUUGGGAGCAGACACACUCCUGCAUGUGAAGCCCUUCUUCUCCAUACACCUUUCUACUUUGUGCACAUGGCCCUGCAGUUGUUUUAACUAAUUGCAUGAACUAUAACAUUAUAGGCCUACAGGCCAGGUGUUCAUAAUGUUAGUGUGAUGGGGGAAGUUAUUCAGAGGCAGGCAUUGAGACAUCAGCGACAAUGUGUUCUGUAGGAAGUCGCAGGUUCAUUAACACACAGGACUUAGGCCCAGUCCCUACUACUAAUAUGUAUUCCAGGGGACAUCAUGUUACACAGACCAAUAUGAAAUGAGAAGUCACAUUGGCACUUUUCUCUCUGGUGUAAUAACUGACUUGUAGAUGAGUCUGUCUCUCUCUUCUGGUGUGUGUGCGUGCAUGCGUGCCUGCGCGCGCAGAGAAAGCAAGAGAGAUUUGGCCGGGUGCUCCAGUGAGGGGCCCACGUGCUCUGUGUGUGGUCCUGGUCUCUCCCUGACUCAUUCUCAGACAGCCAUGUUGCUAUGGGUUUUAAGGAGGCCCAAUGCUUCACUCAGAGAGAACGAUGGGGAAACAUGGGGCUCCCCUCAUUCAUACAGCACAGGCCAAAAACAAAACAUCCAUUGUCAUUUCAACCAGCAGGAGGUAGGCUGUUGGAGCAUUACAUCUAAUGCACUGCCCUAUAACGGUCAGGUUAGAGAGAGGCUUUGAUCACAUCACAAGCACGAAGAGGAUUGUUUGAGACUGUAUGGUGUUCUGUCUAUGUCAAUGAUGAAACAUUUAUUAAAUCUACAGUGUGGCUGUCCCAUUGGUUGAUAUAGACAGAAUCUUAAAUCUGACCAAUGUCAGUCACUUAUGGCUUCAUUUACAGUUAACUUAUAAUCAACCUCUGAAAGUUUUCUUGGUCAGUUUGAGGUCUCAUUCGGGUGAAGAGCAGUGCUACCUUAACGGAGAGAUAAUCCACAUUUCCAUUAUGAGGGUCUCCUAGGAAACUGAUUUAAUAUGGACUGGGAGGAAAUAAACAAGACAAACUUUUUUACACAUCCAAAAUGCCAUGAAGUUAUUCAUUUUUUAUAAUUCCACCAGGCCAUUCCAUUCCCCAACCAACACCCAUACAGUAGGCUGCACACUCGUUUAGAAACUGUGCAAUUUAAGCAGAGAAAAUGACAAUCUUGUCUGAUCUUUUAGAAUCAAAGUAGCCUAAGGAGUGGAUAAUUGACUUGUUUAUGUCCACGACAACAAACUUUCCCUGAGUGGCUACUGGCAUGCCACUGGCGGAUAAACUUGCAGUUACCAUUUUUGUGGUGGUGAAUGAACAGUCUUUGGAGUGGGCUGACAACGAAAUAUAGCCUACUGUGCUCGCAUAAUCACUAAGAUUUCAAUUGUAUGGCAAAGUGAGGCUCUAGUUUAAUCACAGAUUUGAAGUACUAUCGAAGAGACUACUGAAAUGCUUGUUCACACCAACAUAACUGAUCCGUCUGUGAUUGCAAAUCUAUUCAUUCUUAAUAGCAACAAGUGCAAAUGUAGGAGGUACGGUCAGAUGUGAGUCGUAGAGGACAAUAUGGGUCUUUGGAGAUCUUUCAAAGACUUGUUUUUGGAAAUGAACAAAGUGAGUGUCUUCCAGGUACUCCAGUUAUAUAGCCAAGCUAUCAUUUCUCAUGAUGUAUUCCUUGUGUUACAAUUUUUUUUAAAUAUUAUUAUUAGUUUUAUUUAUGUAUUGUAUUCUGCAGUGUUGGUAAGGGCCCAUAAGUAAGCGUUUUACUGUCUACACCUGUUGUUUACGAAGCAGGUGACAAUAACAUUUGAUUGUGAUUGAUUUGAGGAAUGUGUUGUGUCAGAAAUCAAGUCUCUAAAUGAACGGACGGUUAAACAAACAAGGAUACGAUAUAAAGGUAGACAGAUGGCUUUCUUACUGCAGGAGAGAGAUUGUUUUGCUAUUCCUAUAAGGCAUAGUUUUACCCAUGGAGAGGGGGAUGGGAUGAGAGGGUUUUGUUACUUUGGCUCUCCCCCACCAUGUGCAUACCAGAGGCAGAACAACAUAGCAGACACGACUGCAGGCGAGAAAAACAAAGACCAAACUCCAUCAGACACAACGCAGAAUUCUAUAGAAAUCCCCCAAAACUGCCUUUUUUUGGGAUAGGUCUACAUAGAUUAAAUGAAAAUAGUUUUUUUCCGCAAAAGAGGGGAAAGUGGGAGCGCGAGGGGGUUGGAGCGCGUAGACGAGAGAUCAUGUUACAGUUUCAGACUUUUCACGGCAAAUUGUGGGGGAGGGUGAAUCUGUUACUUUGAUUUCUUUUUAAUAGGCAUACCCAACAAAAACAGCGGAAGGAAUAGUUCCACUUGAUUUUAAUUGAAUGUCAUGCUUGCAUCUUUUCGUUUUUUGGUGGCGAUCGGAUUGUGUGUAGGGAAUUCCAGUGACAAAUCAAGGAUUACAUGACAAAAUGCUAAAUGAAAAAGUUCGGGACUGCGUGAAAACUGGGAAAACGUUUCGUUUCAUUGUAUCAUAAUGUUACAUUCGGCAUCAAAUGAACAAGAGCACUUCGUGCUAUUUUUAUUAACGGUUACUUUUUAGAUUACUGGAAUACAAAGUAUACUUUUUUUCUUCCUGGAAACAAAGUUGCACCGUUGAAUCUCCAAGAUGUCUUCCCGUGGAUGGAGUUCCAUUGUUGGUGGGUUGGGGAUGCUUUGCGUUUGGGCUGCCUCCUUUCUGGUUACUCAUGCGGUAACGGUACAGAGAAACGAAACCAUUUUCAAUGAUUUCUGCAAGAAAACUACAACAUGUGAAGUGCUUAAAUAUAAUACAUGUCUUGGGUCCCCACUACCGUACACGCACACGUCUCUUGCCUUGGCUGAAGACUCAAGUACCCAAGACGAAGCAUUUGAGAAGUUGGCCAUGUGGUCUGGUCUGAGGAACGCCCCUCGCUGCUGGGCGGUCAUCCAGCCCCUGCUGUGUGCCGUCUACAUGCCCAAGUGUGACAACGGGCAGGUGGAGCUUCCCAGCCAGCACCUGUGCCAGGCUACGCGUCGCCCCUGCAGCAUCGUGGACCAGGAGAGGGGGUGGCCCAACUUCCUCAAGUGUGAGGAGACGGACAAGUACCCCAUGGGCUGCACGAACGAGGUGCAGAAGCUGAAGUUCAACACGUCGGGACACUGCGAAGCCCCCCUGGUGAAGACAGACGUUCAGGCCAGCUGGUACAAAGAUGUGGAGGGCUGCGGCAUCCAGUGCAACAACCCCCUGUUCACCGACGAGGAGCACUCGGACAUGCACGCCUACAUCGCUGUGUUCGGCACCGUCACCCUGCUCUGCACCUUUUUCACUCUGGCCACUUUUCUGGCGGACUGGAAGAAUUCCAACCGUUACCCCGCCGUCAUCCUCUUCUACAUCAAUACCUGUUUCUUCAUGGGCAGUAUCGGCUGGCUGGCUCAGUUCAUGGAUGGAGCUCGCAAAGAGAUCGUGUGUAAGAGUGACAACACCAUGCGUUUAGGGGAGCCCUCGUCUACCGAGACUCUGUCGUGUGUCAUCAUCUUCAGCCUCGUCUACUACUCCCUGAUGUCUGGGGUGAUCUGGUUUGUCAUGCUGACCUACGCCUGGCACACGUCCUUCAAGGCCCUGGGCACCACCCACCAGCCCCUGUCGGGCAAGACCUCAUACUUCCACAUGGUCACAUGGUCCGUCCCCUUCAUCCUCACUGUGGCUAUUCUAGCCACCGCUGAGGUGGACGGAGACUCUGUCAGUGGGAUCUGUUUCGUGGGCUAUAAGAACUACCGCUACCGUGCUGGCUUUGUAUUGGCUCCCAUUGGAGUUGUGCUUGUCAUUGGUGGCUAUUUCCUCAUACGAGGAGUCAUGACGUUGUUCUCCAUCAAGAGUAACCACCCGGGUCUUCUGAGUGAGAAGGCAGCGAGCAAAAUCAACGAAACAAUGCUAAGACUUGGUAUAUUUGGGUUCCUGGCGUUUGGCUUUGUCUUAAUCACGUUUGGCUGCCACUUCUAUGACUUCUUCAACCAGGCUGAGUGGGAGAAGAGCUUCAGAGAAUAUGUGUUGUGCGAGGCCAAUGUGACGAUCGCUCAUCAGACCAACAAGCCGAUCCCAGAAUGUACUAUCAAGAACCGUCCCAGUCUACUGGUGGAAAAGAUUAAUCUGUUCUCUAUGUUCGGCACGGGCAUCGCCAUGAGCACCUGGGUGUGGACCAAGGCCACGAUCCUCAUCUGGAAACGCACCUGGUGCAAGGUUAUCGGCCGUAGCGACGAUGAGCCCAAGAGGAUAAAGAAGAGCAAGAUGAUAGCCAAGGCCUUCUCCAAGCGCAAGGAGCUCCACAAAGACCCGGAGAAGGAGCUGUCCUUCAGCAUGCACACUGUCUCUCAUGACGGGCCAGUAGCUGGCAUCAACUUUGACCUGAACGGGGAGCCAUCCAACGAGAUGUCUUCAGCCUGGGCCCAGCAUGUGACCAAGAUGGUGGCCAGGAGGGGCGCCAUUCUACCGCAGGACAUCUCUGUCACCCCUACAGGGACACCUGUUCCACCGCCAGAGGAGAGGAACAAGCUGUGGAUGGUGGAGGCGGAGAUCUCCCCUGAGAUGAUGAAGAGGAAGAAGAAGAGGAAGAAGAGGAAGAAGGAGGCGCGUCCUCUGGAGGAGCUGGCCGAACACCAGGGCUACCGUCAGCGAGAGUUUGGCACCAGCUCGGUGCCACGGCUACCCAAGCUGCCCGGCCACAGGAGCCUGGUGGCCAAUCUGAGGCAGCACCAGGAGGCUGAGGACGUCCUUCCAGGCUCUUACCCUGAGUUUAGGCCCUCUCAUCCCCUGCCCUACCAGGAGAGGUACGGAGGAGCCCUGGGGGCCUCCUCUAGCCAGAUGAGCAGGUACCCUGACCUCAACCCCCUCUCCCUCAGCGACCUGCCAGAGGACCUCGGCCUGGGGCCUCGCUGCCGCCCCCAACAACCACCCCUCUCCUUCUGGCAGCCCAAUGGAGCGUUCCACUACUCCGGGGAGGUGGUGCCUAUGGCAGGGCUGUCUGGGAGGACAGACCACGUGGGGAGGUCGCAGGGGGGUCAAAGGAGGGCGGAGUGGGGGCAGAUCCACUCUAGAACCAACCUGAUGGAGGCGGAGCUUAUGGAUGCUGACUCUGACUUCUGAGAGCAACCAUGUGGGGUUUUCUGGGGGUUUUUACAGACUGUGAGAGAAAAGUGCUGGAUACUUACACUUAUGGUGCUCCCUUGUCACUGCCCAACAGUCAAGAUGAAACAGGACUCAAGUCAAGUUAAUUGGUCAGAUCUGUUUUAUUUAAAGUGAAGGGCGAAAGGAGAACUGAUCAGGCCAAGGGUGAGUUUCAUGAAAGCUUCUUGGCUUAUGUCCCACUGGGCACAAACUGGUUGAAGCAACGUUGUUUCCACGUCAUUUCAACCCCCCAAAAUCUAUGUGAUGACGUUGAAUCAAUGUGGAAAACUGAUUGUAUUUGAAAAAAGUCAUCAACGUAAGGGCAUUUAGUAUUUUUUUCACCCAACCUUUAAGCUAAAUCCAAUGAAAUGGUGACAUUUGUUGUUGAUUUCACAUUGAAUUCACGUUAGUUAACAACUCAACCAAAUGUAAAUCAAAUCUAGACGUUGAACUGACUUCUGUACCCAGUGGGGUGGCUCUGAAUUUCUCUUAACAAAUCACAGUAGCUACAGUUUCAUAAAAAUGUGUUUAAAAAUCUAUAGCUGCGUUUAGACAGGCAGCCUAAUUCUGAUAUUUUUUAACACUAAUUGGUCUUUUGACAUCCUUUUCAGAGCUGAUCUGAUUGGUGAAAAAAAGAUCAGAAUUAGUCUGCCUGUCUAAAUGAGCUAAAUUAUUUGAAUAAAGCACUUUUCUGUUCUACAAGUGGUCUGGGUCUAUAGUUGUGGAGAGAAAUAAAGUACCUCGUUAGCUGCAAAGCUUUUGGGAAACGCCUCCCAGACUCGUCAAUGCUGUGUGACUUAUCGAAAAUAAUUCCACUUGUGGCAUUGGUCAGAAAACGGACAUGAUCACCCAUGUUGCAACAACUAACUUCUGUUGUCAGAAACAUUUCAUUGAAUGAUGGCAGCAGAAGAGGCAGCUCAACUCUGAACUAAUUGGAUGAGGGUCACCAUCACUGACAUGAUCCCGGGUCACUAUCUCUUGGAUCAGAUAUCACUCUUGUUGAUUUCAGUCUCAUAGCCAUUCAUUCAUUAUAUGACUUCCAAGACUCUUCCAGGGAUCUUGUCGUUCACUGAGUCAUUUCAUGCAUCUUAGGGUUCAUGUAAGUAGUGUAAAGUGGCUUCCUUUCCUUGUCUCUUUUCCACGUUAUUGCUGACUUUAGAAAACUGGACCGAUGAAAACUAACUCCAUGUAGGCGUUCUCCAUAUUGCUUUCAACUAGCCUGUGUUAAUAAACUAAAUAUUACUAGAUCUGUAACCAUGGAGAGGAAGCCACUUUAGAUGAUUGACAUGCAGCCUCAUCUGAUGCAGAAACUAUCAGGCUCUGGUAGUUCCAUGUCUUUGUAUAUCAUCGUCAACUAGUAGUCUGUACUUUUGUCGCAAAAAUAUAGAACUGUUUUUAUAUUGCCUGGUGCAAUCACACAAAAGUGAGCUUUUUUCACCUGAGGAGAAAGAGAAUUGAUUAGGUUUUUAUACCAGUGGAAAUGAAAUACACAACUGAGUGGGAAUCAAUCACUUCAUUUCUUGAAAGUGUUCUUGCACAUGUUAGCUACAUCAGUUAAAUUGUUACGUUUUUUUUCUGUACAAUUGUAUUAAAAAGGGUUAUUUUUUUACUGUAGUAUGUAGUAUUUCCACAUUGUGUUUUACUCUAUUGGCAGCAGUGCUUGACUUGGACUGAAAUACAGUAGGUGCCGGUACUAAUUUUACAUGCUGGUACUGUUUUUAUUUAGGUGCAGGAGCUCCACAAUACUUUUCAGCUAAUAUUCUAUAAGAAGAACAGGCAGUAGAAAAAUGUAAGGUGCCGGUACUCAGCUCCGGUAGUCAGCUCCGGUACUCAGCUCCGGUACUCAGCUCCGGUGAGCUCCUGCCCAAUUUAAGCAUACGUAUAGACAACCUUGGCUAUACUUUGUUGAGUUUUCUGUGUUUUUAUUGUAUAGGACAGUGCUUUAUAUUGUGUCAUGUUGUCCUAGAGUUGAGCAAAACACCUUUAUUCUCUGCUUGUAAUUAUCUGCUACAAUUUCUAAAUGCACGUGUCUUGUGCUUCUCUCUAUGUGUAGUGCACCUAUUCAUUUAUUGGGACCUAGGACGCAGUGGAGGCUGCUGAGGGGAGGAUGGCUCAUAAUAAUGGCUGGAACGGAGCAAAUGAAAUGGCAUCAAACACAUGGAUGUAUUUAAUACCAUUCCACUAAUUCCACUCCAGCCAUUACCACAAGCCUGUCCUCCCCAAUUAAAGUGCCACCAACCUCCUGUGCAAGGAUGCAGCAUACUUGUACAGUUCUAAGUUGUUAGACUGUAUGUUUGGUUGGUUUUCCAUGCUGAGGUACAUUACAGAUUUGCUCAGCAAAAGGGACAAUUUACUGAAGCUCGUGAUGUAGUUGUACCGAUGCUGUAACCAAAGUAAUUUAGUAUUAUUGUCUUUGCGUCACACUCACAACAGAAUAAAGAUGGUGCCAAACUACAGAUGUAGAAUCUUAAUUUGAUCAACCUGUUGCAGGAGAAAUGUAAAACUUGUACAGCAUUUGAGGUUUAAAAUGGCUUCUGAAGUUACAAAAAAUGGAUCAACCGUUACAAAAAUGGUCAUUAAUUAUAAUCCACAUAAUAACUCCCAUUUCCUGUUGCUGCAGGAUUAUGUUUCUGCUGUAGUCCUAGUAGCUAAUGUGCUGUGUAUAUCAGAGAUGAUUUAUAAAAUGUCCAUGUCUGGAAGAUAAAUUAAGCAAGCUGUAAAGCACUGCAAUUAAAAUAACACUGUAACAUUUGCUUAAUACAUUUGGACAUUUCUUGCACCAUCAGUGCAAACGAAUGUACAUUUCCAUUAAAAAAUGUGUUUUGUGAAAAGACAUAAGGGAUCUAUCAAGUGUAUAUGACGUCAACUGUAAUAUUUCUCAUGGAUACUGACCAGCCAGUUUAUUCCAUGGGAAAUGAACCUUGAUAUACUUUUUGAGGUAUUGUGAACAUUCUCAGUUUUCUUUUGCUGUCAAAGAGAACUAAAUACAGUCCAUCUCUUUGUGGGUUCUUUAUAUUGGCAAAACCCAUUCCCCUAUUGUCUAUGUAGCUUACUGCUGUUUCUCUCCACACUCACAUCUUGAACACAGAAUUGUAUUACUUUGAUCAUGAAGCUGUAUUUUUGUAUAAUUAUGUAAAUAAAAGGAAACCUAGAA
Messenger RNA from Oncorhynchus nerka (sockeye salmon), 11010 nucleotides. It is a transcript of the gene smo, whose product is annotated as smoothened, frizzled class receptor. Gene Ontology annotation, molecular function: transmembrane signaling receptor activity; patched binding. Gene Ontology annotation, biological process: smoothened signaling pathway; commissural neuron axon guidance; central nervous system development. The record is from RefSeq and is a predicted model, not a curated record. The transcript is spliced from 12 exons. Gene Ontology annotation, cellular component: dendrite; cilium; plasma membrane. NCBI's taxonomy places the organism in Eukaryota, Metazoa, Chordata, Actinopteri, Salmoniformes, Salmonidae. Bases 5343 to 7835 code for a protein of 830 amino acids.